AUGCCAUCUUUUCCUCCUUCCUCUGCUUGCCUGGCCAAGUGUCCACUCGUAUCGAUAGGCCCCUGCAAACUCUAUCUUCCCCAGCCUGCCAGCGGCGCCAUUGCCGUCGUUGCUCGCAGGUCGCAGCUAUGGGCUUGCGGAUGGUGCGCGGCCCUUGCUGCUGCUCGCCCUCGCCGUCUUCCUCCUCCUCGUCGCCGUCCUCCUCGCCAUGGAUGCUGCUGCAGCCCCAGCUCCCGAAGCAUCAUCCCCAAUCUCCAUUGAGUGGAAGGUCAGUUUGUUCUGAAUCCCUGAGGGUCCUGGCCUUGCAUCUGUUGCUCAAUCGGCGUGCGAGUCGCAGCCGUAGCCAGGGCAAUGACAUCCUGAGAACCUCCGCAUCUUCAUCCGGUCUGAUGCAAAUCACAGAGCGCAAGUCAAGCAGCUCGCCAAAAAUCAAGGUGGAUGCAGAAAGAACGGCCCUUGACAGGAAUGCGCAGCACUUGGACAGGAUUUAUGAAGACAUGUCUCCUUGGAUGGAUACAACUUCUUACACAAGUAGCAGCUUGGAGUAUAGCCUCUUGAUGCAGAACAUCCAUGCGUUAGAAAGUAGUUUGGCUGGACAAGACCUGGUGCUGCUGGAGAGGAAUAUCCUUGUACAUAUCGAACAGCUUGGCGCUCUGCAAUUGUUCAACGCGUCGAGGUCCAGGGCUAUCGUAACACAGACCUCACAUGAAUCAGACUUUGCACUUCCUGGGAGUGUUGCCGAAUUUGAUCCAGUGACUCCUCUCGGAGAAGAAAGCGAUCGACUAAUUGUUCGAAGCGGAAAAAGCCAAGAGAGGAAACUGAAGAGAAUUAGAUCAUUGGAAAAGGUCUCAGGGGUUUGCGUAAAGGCGUCCUCGCGAAAACAGAAAAAAUCGUGCAAGUCCAGUAGUAGUCAAUUUAUCGCUGAAUGGAAGAACUACCCAGGACGACGAAGGAGCAUCGUACGAGAACAAUCGGCAUUGUUGAUGACUAUCAAGGAGUGUGCAAACCUUGAGAAAAUCAGAGAAAAUAUGGUGAAAGAAGGGCAGGAGGUCAGCUAUGAUAGGUGGGCUAAGGCAGCUGGAGUUGAUGAAGCAGUUCUGAAGAGUAGACUGCAAGCAGGUUACUUCUGCAGAGAGAGGCUAUUGGUGACCACCGAAUGGCUUGUCAAGUACAUUGCGAGGACAUACACUGGAAUGGGAACAGCUUUUGAGGAUCUACUCCAGGCUGGGAAAAUGGGUGUCCUUAAUGGCGCCGAUAGGUUUGACAGCAAUAAAGGGUGCAAAUUCUCGACAUAUGUGAAGUACUGGAUAAGGAAAGCGAUGCUAGCACUCCUCGCUGAAAAUUCUGGAGUAAUCCAGCUACCUGCAAGGAUGGAGAGUAUCAUCCGCAAAGUGAAGGAAGCUAAACGGGCAAUCCGAUCCAGCACAGGGAGGAAUCCAAUAGACGCGGAGAUUGCUACCUUUGUUGGUGUGUCGGUUUCCAACGUUAGAUUGGCAAGGAAGUGCUCUCGUCGCGUCGUUUCACUCUACAUGGAGAUCGGAACCGGACAGAACGCCAAGUUCAUGGAGGUGACCCCAGACACGUCCCUGGAAGCUCCGGACGAGGCCAUCUUCCGGAAGCAGCUGAGGGAGAGGCUGCUGCUUGUCCUGGACAGGCUCCCGGCAAGAGAAGGGCAUGUUCUGAAGCUGCGGCACGGGCUCGAGGACGGCAAAUGCAGGUCCCUGGAGCAGAUCGGGGGCAUCUACCAUGUGUCCAAGGAGUGGAUCCGGAAGAUCGAGAAGUCGGCCAUGUCCAGGCUCCGGAACGAGGAGGACGUGCACCAUGACCUCAAGGACUUCUGUGGAUUCUAGUGCAGUUUUGGCACAAGAGGAGCUCAGCCUAAUCCAUGGGCGAGGCCAUUGAUGAUUGUGAUAGGAUUCAGACAGGAGUUUGUAUAUAUUUACAACAUCACACUGCACUGAAUGACACACUUGUCCUGAUGAUGAUGAAUGAGUAGCAACUAGCACAUACUUAAUUAUAUAUGCAGAUUCUGCGCAAAAAAUAUAUACAUGCAGAUGUAAUACAGGAUUAACUUGAUUA
Messenger RNA from Brachypodium distachyon (stiff brome), 2079 nucleotides. Its product is annotated as RNA polymerase sigma factor sigC. Gene Ontology annotation, biological process: regulation of DNA-templated transcription; DNA-templated transcription initiation. The transcript has 7 exons. Lineage: Eukaryota; Viridiplantae; Streptophyta; Magnoliopsida; Poales; Poaceae. The record is from RefSeq and is a predicted model, not a curated record. The coding region runs from base 129 to 1850 and encodes 573 amino acids. Gene Ontology annotation, molecular function: DNA-binding transcription factor activity.